AUGUCAGAUAAUUUUAAGUCUUUAAUUAAACAAGCUGUUAAGAGCCUUGUUACUACUAAGAGCACUGAUGAGGUAGUCACAAUAGAGAUAGUUGAACAUAAUAAACGUUAUAAUCAACAAAUCAAUGUAGAGCAGUCCCUUUCAGAGUUUCGAAGUCAGUUAUUAGGCUUGUAUAAACAAAAUCCAAUUGGACGUAUAUGUCUGUAUAAAAAUAUGCUUUUUGUUGGCUUAGGUGGUGGUAUUAUAAGCCAAGAUGAUGAAAAGAACUAUAAAUUGGGUGAUAUACUUCAUGUUGGGGAGAAUGGAAAGAUUAUAAAGUUUAACCGAUCUCUUGAAUACAUUGAUGACUUGGAGAUUAUAAAACUUUGUAAGCUAGAGUAUGGAAUUAAAAUGUCUGAAGAUGGGCCCGUUGAACUUCAUGAAAAUAACAAAGCUUUUGAAUUCAUUACGCAAGAUGAAGUGGUUGACCUGUUUCACCCGACAGCGGAUAUUUAUGACAAAAAAGAUUGUAUUACACGAAAUUAUAAUUAUGAAAUCACAUGUCAAAAAAAUUUAAUCGCUAAUUUAAAUGUUUCUACUAAUUUACCCUGGUCGUCAUUAUCUACUGAAUUUAAAAUCUCAUAUAAAAGAUCGAGAGGAAGGACUAAUUACAAUGAAACUUCUAUGACAUUUGAUGUCAAUCUACAAGGUCGUGCGAAAGUAAUAAUGGCUAACAAAGUUCGUCCGUCUAAAAGAUUUGAAAAGGCAGUAGAUGAUGCCUUGAAAUGUUCUAACCCUGUUGAACAACUUAAAAAUGUCUGUAAUGAAUACGGGGAAUUCUGGGCACGUGAAAUAAUUUUAGGAGGCAAAAUUCAGAUAAUUCGAGAUGGUUUCAUUGAAGUUGGCACACAAACAAAGGAAAAUGUGACAGAUGCCAGUGUUAGUGUUAAUAUAGAAAAUGUUGAAUCAAUUUUUCGGCAUAAUAAAACGGAAGGCAGCAAAUUUGUCACAAAUAGUAAAGAAUCUAGAACUAAUUCUAAGUAUAUUGGUGGUGAUAGCGAUUUGGCUCGCAAAAACGUUGAUGAAUGGAUUGAAUCUUUAAAAAAUUACACAACAUGGAGGGUUGUAGAAUACCGAAAUGUAGUCUCGAUUUUUGAAAUUCUAGAAGAUAAUCUCCGUAAAUGUGUUCUUGAUACUUUGGGAAAAAAUAUUCUUUACGCUCAAGUCGAUCAAUGUGAAUUAAAAUUUGUUCCAAAUCAAAAACCCGAGAAUGAAAAAGGUACCUUUUCUGUUCGGGUCAUAUAUACAACUGACAGCAACUCUACGAAACUCCUUUCUACGAAUCUCCUAAUUCAUCGAUUCAGAAAAUCUGGGAAUAAUAAACCGAGGAAAUAUUCUUUGAAAAUAGGAUGGAUUAUCAUUGGUAUUCCUAAUGGCUUUAAUUAUUUUGGCUUUGAAGGUCUAAAAGAAUUUGAAGUAAAAUUUAGCAAGGACUUUUCAAGUAACGAUCCCUACAGCAUUCACGAUAUUUAUGAUGAGUACGAAAAAUGUAAGACAUACCCACUAGUCACUUGCGCAUUAAAAAUUAGUAAAUCUCUUCAGUAUGAUCCUCUUGAUUUGAAAAUAGUCACUGGAAUACACUUUCAUCACAAGAAUACACACUUGCAAAUGUGUAUUAAUAAUUAUGAUUUAGCAAAUGGAAAUUUAUCAUCAGAUAAAGAUCUUUUAGUUCAAUAUUGUAUUACUCAACGUGCCUGUACUCCUGUGCCCGAAGGAAAGCUAUGUGAUAAUAAAGGAAUUUUUAGCACAAGGGGAAAUAAAACAAGAUGGACAUGUGAUCAGCCAGCCUUUGUAAGUCUUUAUCAGCAAACUUGUGGUAACAAUUGUAUUCCAGGAUUAUUUAAGAUUACACCCGAUAAUGCAGUUUUCAAAUCUUUUAAUGGAAUUACUUUUAAAAAAGAAAAUCCACCUACAUUAUAUUAUAUAU
This is a messenger RNA of Cetraspora pellucida, 1966 nucleotides long. The record is from the annotation of a GenBank genome assembly. NCBI's taxonomy places the organism in Eukaryota, Fungi, Glomeromycota, Glomeromycetes, Diversisporales, Gigasporaceae.